UGCAGACAAUGGCUUCACUGUUUGUGAGAAGACUGUAAUGAAGCCCAGGACGUGCUGGGAGGCAGCUGACGGAGAGACGGACUCCCUCCGCAUCAUCGGGGGCUACAUUAUGGCCCCCCACUCCUCCAAGUACUUGGUGUCUCUGAAGAGGAGGAAGAGCGGCUUCCAUUUCUGCGGGGGAGCCCUGGUCAGCCGCAGCUGGGUCUUGACCGCUGCCCACUGCAAGGCCAGAAUGAACCAGGUGCUCAUCGUGGCCGGAGAACAUUCACUGUCCACUUUUGAGGGUACCGAGCAGAUCUUCCGGCCGGCCCGCAUGGUGGUCCAUCCGGACUACAGCGCCUCUUCGAAAAACGCAGACAUCAUGCUGAUUAAGCUGAGCCGGCCGGUGGCCUACAGCCCCUUCGUCUCCAUCGUGCCAGUUCCUCGCCAAGGGGCGAAGGUUCGGGCCGGCCGCUUCUGCCAGGUCUCCGGCUGGGGCUACACCACGCCCGUCAGGGGCAGGACUUCGGACACCCUGCACAGCGUCUACCUGCCCCUCGUCCCGCCUUGCAAGUGCAACAGCUCCGCUUCAUACGCCGGUUACAUCACCAAGAACAUGAUCUGUGCCGGAUUUGGCCGGGGGGGGAAAGACGCCUGCCAGGGUGACUCGGGGGGCCCCCUGGUCUGCGAUGGACAUGUGUUUGGCAUCGUUUCCUGGGGACACAGCUGCGCCAGCCCCGGGUAUCCCGGCGUCUACACUGCCGUGGCCAACUUCCAGAAGUGGAUCUACAAGACGAUUUUCCAGGCAUAA
Messenger RNA from Pseudonaja textilis, 790 nucleotides. Lineage: Eukaryota; Metazoa; Chordata; Lepidosauria; Squamata; Elapidae. The record is from RefSeq and is a predicted model, not a curated record.